AUGAAGCAUUUUAAAUUUCAUAAUUUAACGAAGAGGAAUCCUCAUAUUUGUGUUAUGCCAGGGACCAUGAUUUUCUGUCAAUUAAGGAAAUUGUCAAUUGUAAAUAUUGUUAGUUAUCAACCGACUCUUCUAAGAAUAAGAUCCGUACAUAUACUUAUAUAUUGUUGUUUAAAGAGGAUGAAUAUACUCCUGGUGCACCUACUGCUACUGGUUGGAGGGUGCCUGAGCAAACCCUCUACUGAAACAUGGUUUCAAAAAUCCUUUAACAAUAUGCAAUCCGUACAGUCUAAUUUAGGACAACAGUUUGAUGAAUCAUUUAAAAAAGCCUCUUCACAGCUUAACAAGGCCAUGGAAAACUUUCAUGCAAGAUAUGGUGGUCCAGCAGACGCUAAAAUGCGAGAAUUAUCCGCUAGAUGGAGUUCAGAUCUAGAAGGUAUGUCUGAGAGUAUGAUCGAGGGUGCUGAAGAAUUCUCUGAUAUGUUCCAUGAAAAAACAGCUGAUAUCUCAAACAUGAUGAACACUGGUGCUGAAGAUAUUUCGCAGAUUUUCAAUGAAAAUGCUGGAAGAUUUUCCUCCAUACUUGAUGAUACAUUUCAAGGAAUUGGAAGGUUUGGAGAUGAUUCACUACAGCAGACAAGUGAAAUAUUUGGAGGAAUGCCAAGAAUAGACUCAAAUAUAUUUGGAAUAUUCAACAGAAUUAGACCGUCCUGGUGGGAGGGAGAAAAUGUUUGCGUUGAAAGAGAGGUUAUGUCAGGUCAAGGAUUGGAGGGUAUUGAUGUAAACUACAGUCCUGGCACGAAUAUACAAUUACAGAUUUCUAAAUGUGAGGAUAGGGAAGGCUUUCAUCAAUGUAGUCAAUCCAUUCUAGAAGAUGGAGAACUCAAAACAAUCAAAACAACAUUUAGUUGCUGCCACGGAUUCAAGCUGACAGACAACAAUCUUUGUGAGGAAUUUGAUAUCAGGCCUACUGAGGAAACAAUUGCAGAUCUUGAAGGAACUGAUUUCUUAGCUUUAAUCAGUGAAGAGAAUCUUUUAAAAGAGCUGGAUAAUUCAACAAUAUUCAUGCCUAACAAUCAGGCAAUUCAUGCUUUCAAAACAGAACUUGCAAAGAUGGAGAUACAUGGAGGGAAUGAAGAAGUUGUCUACAACAUUGACGACGGUCUUCUACAGUACAGAAAAAGAAGAAGUGCAGAUAUUAUUAUACAUGAGGAGAUGAAACUUAAACAAAUUCUGCUCAGUCAUAUCUCACCGACCAUUAACAAUCUAAAGGAUUUUUCUGACAAUGAAUUGCUGGUGUCUAAAGCUGAAGGAGGAGGUUCUAUCAGGAUGAGUGUAUACAACACCUUUCCUGAGAAGAUUGUUCUAGCAAACUGUGCUCUCAUCAUUUCAAAGGAUCAUCAUACUACAACUGGAGUUGUUCACGUUGUUGACCGUGUUUUCCAGCCUGCAUCACAAACAGUAGGAGAAAUUCUGUCUGAAGAUCUUCAAUUCCAGACCUUCAUGUCCUCAUUAGAUGCCACAACCUUAGCUCUAUUAAACUCAACCAAUCAAUCAAUCACUGUAUUUGCUCCAACAGAGAAGGCAUUCCAGGAACUAUCUUCAAUGGAUAAGGAGAGGGUGCUAGACUCUGGAUCCUGUGGAAACCAUAUUUUACAAUCUCACAUUCUCCCAACAGUAGUCUGCUCAGGAGCUGUAUCUGGUCGUGUCAAGGUAUCCAACCUCCUGAAAGAAACUGUAGAUUUUAGACGAGAUGAAAAUGAAAAGGUGUAUAUAGAGAACAAGGAGCUAAUUAUCAAGGAUGUGGUUGGAACUAAUGGUGUGAUUCAUGUAAUUGAAUCAGUUAUCAUCCCAUCAUCUGCAAAAACAGUAGAAGAAGAGUUGAAGAGAAGAAACGCAGUUAAAUUCCUAGAACUGAUAGAGAAAACUGAUUUGAAAAAUCAGCUAAACCACAUGGAAAACUUUACUCUCUUCCUACCCUCGAACAAAGCCAUGAAUCAGAUUUCUAGCGAGGAUUUAGAGAAGAUAAAGGAAGAUGAAAAUGAACUUAAGAAGAUUAUCCUUCAUCAUAUUCUUCCUGGACCAGAUGUUCAGAAAGAAUUCACAAGGUUAUAUUAUUAUCAUUAA
Molecule: messenger RNA, 2124 nt
Organism: Eurytemora carolleeae
Lineage: Eukaryota; Metazoa; Arthropoda; Copepoda; Calanoida; Temoridae
Product: transforming growth factor-beta-induced protein ig-h3
Exons: 23
Coding region: 1-2124 (707 amino acids)
Biological process (GO): cell adhesion; extracellular matrix organization
Cellular component (GO): extracellular matrix
Molecular function (GO): cell adhesion molecule binding
Source: RefSeq, a predicted model, not a curated record